CACAGCUCGAGCAAGCAGCAAAACAACGUGGUCCAGCUCGUGGUCCUAUUCCUGCAAGGUGAACACACAACAAACGGCACCAGUGCAUUACAAUACAGCCAUACUGCAGGGUGGUACCAGCUAUCAGAGCUCUUGUCAUCACAACUUACGGUAUCCAUACAGAGAUAGAUAGCAAGACAGAUAGGUGCGAUACGAGUACCACAGAUAGUCAGAUAUACCGUAGUCCAGAAUGGGUCGCAACGUGAGAAUGCUCCUGAAGCUACAUGUACUACAGGUACUACUAGCAGUACUGCCAACGACGACAGUUGCGUUGGGCGGCGAAUUGGCCAAUUACACGACGUCUCCAUUGGACCUGCGUUUGAAUCAUCGUCAAAAUGUCUGUGCCCGCUACGAAUCAUUUCGCAAAGGUCAGAUUCCCCUCCGAGAUGCGCUAUCGGGAAUGGAACUGCGACCCCUCAUGCUGGCCCGCAAGUUCUUUGAAUAUUCGCAUGAGACUGGAAUUCCCCGUGGCGAUGCCGGGUUGUUGGCGACCAUGAUGGAUGAAUUGGCCACCAGUGCCAACUUUACGUGGCGGCAAUCGUUUGGGAUUAUGGAACUGCCAUCGACAUUCAACAAGACGUGGACGGAAAUGCUGCUGUGGGGUGUGGAAACCUAUGAUUUGGCCGUGUACUCGUGGGAUCAAUCCGUGGAACGAAUGGAAUUGGGUGUUUCCUUUAUUGAACCCUUUUUUGACGGCAGUUUGAUUUUGAUUGAUCAGAAAGAUCCACCUGUGGAUACCAAUGCCAUUAAUCUAUCCAACUGGACCAAGCCGUUUGAACCGGCCGUUUGGAUACUCAUUGGAUUGACCAUUCUCAUGUCCGCACUCGUCUAUCAGCUCAUUGAACAUCUCAAUGACGAACGAGAAAACAGAUCCAUGGGACAGUGGUUCUCAGAUAACUUUUAUCUCAGUUGGCUCAACUUUACGCAGAAUUUCGAAUACGCCCCCAACUCGACUCCGGGUCGAAUCUUUGGCAUUAGCAUGGGACUCUGGGGGUUGGUCAUGACAGCCACUUACACGGCCAAUCUGGCUUCCUUUUUUGUCGCCGAACUACACUAUCCCAUUGUCGUGGAGUCCAUUGAACAGGCCGUACAACUCGGGUAUCCCAUUUGUACGUAUGGGAAUACCAAUGCCGAAAAAAUGGUCAAGGAAAAGUAUCCCGAUGCACUCGGGAUUCUCAUUCCCAAAGAAAAUGAAUUGGAGACGUUUCUGGCACUCAAACGAGGCGAAUGCAAACUAGUCAUUGCCUACAAGGACAACUGGUUGAGUUUCCGGGGCAACAAGGAUUACAAUCCCGAUUGUGACCUCGAAUGGGUCGGACGGUCUAUUGAAACCAUCAAAUCGGGUAUGGCCAUCAAAUCCGAUGCCGGCCACAAGUGCACGUCGCUCAUUCGCGAUGUCAUUAAUCUGCACAUGGUCGAACUCAUCAAGAAUGGUGUGCUCGCGGAUGCCUGGGAAAUUCAUCGGGCCAAAACACGCAAUGUCGAAUGCGACCUCGACGAAGAAACCGAUACGACUCGACGUCGAAGGAGAAGGCUGGAACAACCACAAUCUACCACCAGCAUGAUGCGUGCGGUUGUACCAGCACGGGACAAUGACGACUACGAUGAUCCUGCCAGUAAAGUGCUCAGUCCAUCGGCUCGACGAAAAUUGAAAAGCGGUGGGGGAAGUGCGGCCAAGUCGACUUCGACAAGCAGCGGCGAACAAUCGUUGACGGUACAACAAAUGCUCGGAACAUUUGUGUUGCAUUGGGCAUUAAUGGGCGUCGCAUUGCUGGUCAGUGUCUCAUCGCCGUGGUUUCGAAGGGUCUUCAAUGCACCCAAAGGAGAACGAGUCACGUAUCGAACCCACGGACCCAUUAUUGGAAUGCCGCCACCACUCAACACGUAUGUCGUGAGCAACAAGCAGGAUCCUACUACUAGUGGUGAGUUUGGUACCGGUAAGCCAAAAGACUAUCGAGCCGCAAAACGAGAUAGCCACGUCAUGGUGGAUGCCAGUGCGAAUAGCGAUACUGGACCCGUGAUUCGGUUGAAGGAUCUCAUGGAUGUGAGUUUGCAAUCCAAUACUCGCUCCGUGACGGGGGCGACCACGGUAGUACCCGAUCAUCGGAGGAGUGCCCGGAACUUGCUGUCGUCAACGACGACGACAGACUGUACCACUGCCAUUCGGACCAACAGCAAUCAUAGCCACGUGCGAUCUUCCGGGACCACCGCAGUACGAGCAUCCGAUUAUCGAAAAAGUGUUCGGGAUUUGGCAGCCAUGGUGGAAGCAGCAGGUCCCAUUGACUUGUUUCCAAACCAUCACCAGAGUCCUAGCUGUCGCCAUUGUGGAUGCGCUUCUCCGCUGAUGAGCAGAACCAAUAGUCACGACAACAACGAGUUCUUGGAAUGUUCACCCAAUGGCAGUAGCUACAACAAAAAUUCUCAAAACGGUCGUCUCAAAAUGUGGCAGCCCAAGUACCGAGCCAAGUACAACGAUCAUGUGGAUGAUGAUGAGGAUAGUGAGAGUCCCGAACAGGGUUGGCGCGAAGCUCAUGAAGAUCUGCAACGGAAACAGCAGAGUAUGGAUACCAAGAUGGAUCUAGUGCUGCAGAUGCUGCAGGAAAUGAACGGUUCCAAAACAACAAAACUAUCGGCAACGACAGAAAGUCACUGCAACGAGAAGGAUGGAGAUGCUAGCGAGCUUUCUUCGAGGGCACUUCAAAAGAACGUGGAUGCUCGUGGAGAUUCCAGCCCGCCCGCCGCGACAGCACUCCACGAGACUUGCGACGAUCUACUGGGAGAUUCCCAGCAGCCGUCGUCGUCGACAGAAGUUGCUAGUCAAACGGAUGAAACAAAAUGAUGAUCCCAAGGAGCCGUCGCUAGCAAUGCGCGCGAACGCAGAUGUUGCCAUUCACAAUGGCGGCAUCGAGGAAGACUUGGGUGCUUCCCUCCACAAGAAGCUAUCCAUUAUUGAAGAAAACUCGCUUUGAACGGUCUUGUCAUUUUGACGGAUGGGUUCUCUGGUUCUUGGCCGCCUUGUGUUGGGGCGUACCAUACAAAUGUGUUGGGUGAAGCUUCAACAACACGCAUAAAUAGACUCAUACAUAUAUGCACAUCAUCCUUCCGGGUUCAUCUGGACGAACUACCAAAAUUGACAACGGCGGUUGUCCUCUUGAGUAACUACCCACAAGUAAGUAGGAAGCUAGGCGCACUCGAUGAUGUCCAUCUUUUCGCAGGAAACAGUAGCUCUGUGGCUCGCCUGAAACAUUUGGGCCCAAGGACUAAGCAGCAGGUGAGACCAGAAUGAAAAAUCGAAUCAAAGCCGUCCUGGGUGCUGACUUCUGAGUUUGUAGAUUUCCCCAGCUCAUGCUGGCUUAAAAAACGAAUCUUCGGUUUGGCACACCCGAAGAUCUUCUCCCUCUCAUCAAGUCUUCCAGCUAUCUCGGUCGGUUGCCUUGCAAGCACACUUCUGUUUCUAUUCUCACAAACUGCAGCAGCAAUUAACAAUAGUAAUUAAAAGUGGCGAGUGCCUUAGCACGUUUUCGCCUGCCUACCCU
Messenger RNA from Seminavis robusta, 3575 nucleotides. NCBI's taxonomy places the organism in Eukaryota, Bacillariophyta, Bacillariophyceae, Naviculales, Naviculaceae. The record is from the annotation of a GenBank genome assembly.